AUGAGUUAGAAAAAAAAAAAUAGUAAUGAAGAGUGCGUAAAAGUCGCUAUGAGAUGCAGACCUAUUUCUAAAUAGGAAUUAAUAGAUAAUAGAUAGGAAAUAGUUAAAAUUGAUCCAGAAAGAGGUGAAGUUAUUGUAAAUAACCCUAAAGGGGAAGGAAGUGAAAACAGAAAUGUUUUCACAUUCGAUGUAGUUAUUAAUUAAAAAUCAACUUAAGAGCAUGUUUAUAAAAUGACAGCUCUACCAAUUGUUGAAUCAGUUUUAGAAGGUUACAACGGUACCAUUUUUGCAUACGGUUAAACCGGAACAGGUAAAACUCACACUAUGGAAGGUAGUAAUGAACCAGCUGAUAACAGAGGUAUUAUCCCAAGAACUUUCGAGCAUAUUUAUAGAGUUAUUGAAGGUACUCCUUCUAAGCAGUUCCUUGUUAGAGCUAGCUUUUUAGAACUUUAUAAUGAAGAAAUUAGAGAUUUACUUGCCAAAAAUGCCAAAAACAAAUUAUAAUUGCAUGAAAAUCCUGAUACUGGUGUUUAUGUGAAAGACCUUUCAUCAUUUAUUAUUUAAAAUCCUAAUGAAAUGAAAGAAAAACUUGCUCAUGGUCGUGAAAAUAGAAAAGUAGGAGCUACAAAAAUGAAUGAAGGAUCUUCUAGAUCCCACUCCCUAUUUAUGAUUACUGUUGAAAUGAGUGAAAUAAGAGAUGGAUAGUAGCAUAUUAGAGUUGGUAAAUUAAAUCUUGUUGAUUUAGCUGGUUCUGAGCGUUAAUCAAAAACACAGGCAACUGGUGAGCGUUUCAAAGAAGCUAUAAACAUUAAUCAAUCUCUAGCUACUUUGGGUAAUGUUAUAUCUGCUUUAGUCGAUAAUAAACCAUAUACUCCUUACAGAGAUUCCAAACUAACUAGAUUGCUCUAAGAUUCUUUGGGAGGUAAUACAAAAACUGUUAUGAUUGCUAAUAUCGGACCUGCUGAUUAUAACUACGAUGAAACUAUUAGUACUCUGCGUUAUGCAAGCAGAGCAAAAAGUAUUAAAAAUAGACCUAAAAUCAAUGAAGAUCCUAAGGAUGCUAUGAUCAGAGAAUUUUAGGAAGAAAUUAAUCGCUUAAAAGAAGAACUUUAGAAAAAAAUGGGUUCAAAUAUUCAAAUUGGUCCAGAUGGAAAGAUUGCUAAAGUUGUUGAAGUUUAAAAAGUAGUAGUAGUUACUGAUGAGUAAAAGCUCAAGGAAUUGGAGGAAUAAAUUGAGAGAGAGAAAAAUCUACUUGAAUCAACAGUAGGCAAAAAAAGGGAAUAAAUUGAAAGAGACUUGGCAGAUUCAAGAGAAUAAAAGGAGAAAUUGGAGAGAUAGCUUAAAGAAAAAGAAGAGUAGGUAGCUAAAUAAGCCUAGGAAUAAGAAAAAUACCUCUAAUAAAUAAAAGAAAUGGAAAGCAAAAUUAUCUAAGGAAACAAGCUUAAAGAGACUCAGAGAGAGAAAGAAAAGCAGUUAAUAAAGCUUUAAAUUGAAUUAGAAGAAAGAAAAUAAGAAGAAAGAAGAAAACAGGAAGAGCUUGAAAAGAAUAAUGCUUUAGUAAUAGGAGCUUAGGAGUAAUACAAAAGUUUACAAGAAGAAAUUGACGCUAAGACUAAAAAGUUAAAUAAUAUUGUAGAAAGAAUAAAACAAGCUCGUUAGUAAACAAAUGAAAUACAUGAAUACAGACUCCGUGAAAAGGAAAUCUUAUUGGAUGAAAAUCGUUCUAUUACCAAAGAAUUAAAGCUCAUAGAUCUUAUUAUUGAGCACUUUAUACCAUAGAAUGAAGUUAAAAAGCUAGAAUAAAAGCUUAUAUUCUCUGAUGAAGAUGGAGACUGGAAUAUAAAAGAUGAUGCAAAUGAAGGCCAUAAAAUUUCUAGACCAGCCUCAGUUUUCGGAUUUAAAAGACCAAUCUGUGAAUCUGCUCGUAUGGCAAUCAAGUUCGGAGACUCUAAUCCUCGUUUUAGAACUGACAAUAUUUUGUAGUUAGAUCUUGAAUUACCUGAAAUAAUAACUGAAGAUUUUGAUGGAAACGUUAGUUAAAAAGUGUAAGAAACUAUUAAUAUCGCUUUGAAUGAAGAUGAAGAAGAGCUUUAGAUGAUGGCUAAUGAAAAAAUGCCUAUUGUUUAUAUUAAAAAUCCAGAAUUAAUCAGUAAAGAAAAUGCACUUAACUAACCUAGAGUUCGUCUAAAAAGUGCCAAAAAAACAUCAAGAAGACCCUAGAGUGGAUUAAAAAAAUAUUAAUAUUGA
This is a messenger RNA of Tetrahymena thermophila SB210, 2247 nucleotides long. Its product is annotated as kinesin motor catalytic domain protein. Gene Ontology annotation, molecular function: ATP binding; microtubule binding; microtubule motor activity. The transcript has 4 exons. The record is from RefSeq and is a predicted model, not a curated record. Lineage: Eukaryota; Ciliophora; Oligohymenophorea; Hymenostomatida; Tetrahymenidae. Gene Ontology annotation, biological process: microtubule-based movement.